UGUAUUUUUUCCAUCACUGCAGCAUCACGGCAGAAGGUGUGAACCACCCAGUGGGCUGAAGAAGUAAGGAAAACCAGCGAGAGAGAGAGAGAGAGAGAGAGAGAGAGAAAGGUGUGUCACUAUAGUGUGAGAGGACCAGGAGAAAGCGUCUCGACCUCAUCGUUACCUGUAAAGCAGGAAAGAGUGAGCUGGACUGGACCUGCCGUGUGUGUGUAUACCUGUGUGUGUAUAUUAUAUAUAUAUGUGUGUGUAUCUCUAUGGGACGGUGAACAAUGUCUCGCAUGAAGUGUCACUCAUCGGCCACUAGAGGGAAAAGCAGAUGUGCACAGCUGCUGUUUCUUCUGGUCUGGUUUGGGAAAACGUCCGGAUCCAUUGAAAUCCCUAAACAAUAUAACAUUUCUGACCUGGGAGAGCCUCCUCUGAUCACGCUACAGUCGCAGUCGUACACAGUCUUCUACAUAGACGACGUGUCUCUGCGGUGUGAAGCUAGCGGCAACCCCAAACCCAUCUUUCGAUGGGAGAAGGAUGGCGAACAGUUUACGAAUCAAACAGACAAUUCAGGGAUUUUUACAGCUGACGAAGAUGACGAACUGAAAUCUUACCAUGGGACAUAUCGCUGCUAUGCGGAAAACGAUUUCGGGACAGCUGUAUCGGGCCUGAUACAUGUCACCACUGAGCCCAUUCCAGUCUCAGUGAAAGAAAAGAGAGUGGAGAAGACCGCUAAUGAAGGUGACAGCAUGGUUCUACAGUGUAAUAUUCCAGAGAGCUCAGUGAAGCCUACCAUCCACUGGAUGGACAAGAAAUUGAUGCAUAUUAAGCAAAGUAACCGCAUCACCAUUGGCUUGAACGGUAAUCUGUACUUCGCCAAUGUCCUGACCACCAACACCAGAACCGAUUACACCUGCUACACCCAGUACAUCGAAGCCAGGACCAUUUUAUCCACAGAUCCGAUCUCUCUCACUGUUAAUCCCUCCAACGAGGUGGUGAACAGAAAGCCUGAACUCCACCAACCUAAGGGCAAGCACACUGAAUAUGUUGCCCUCCGAGGCCAGACUCUCAUCCUGGAGUGUAUUCCACACGGAUGGCCCACUCCAUCGGUCAAAUGGGAAAGAAAAGACGCUCCACUUUCCUCCAGUCAGGCAACUAAGAAUCGCUUCGACCGGUGGCUGGAGUUUGAGUCCAUCCUGGAGAGUGAUGAUGGAGAGUACACCUGCACGGCCUCUAAUAUUAUAGGAGAAGUGACACACUCAUACACCGUCACCGUGGAGGCUGCUCCUUAUUGGAAGCGGGAGCCUGUGAGCGCUCGAUACUCCCCAGGAGAGACGGUCAGACUGGACUGUGAUGCUGAUGGCAUUCCUACACCACACAUACACUGGAUGAUUAAUGGGAUGCCCCUCAAUGUGAUGGAUCCAGAGCCGAGACGCACUGUAUACGAAGGGACGUUAAUCCUGACUGAUGUUACGGUUAGUGACACAGCCGUCUAUCAGUGUGAGGCCUCCAAUAAGCACGGCACUGCCCUCCUGAACACCUACAUCCACGUUGUGGACCUGCCUCCUCAGAUUCUGACCGAAGAUGGUCGAGUGUAUCGGUUGAUCGAGGGAUCCCUGUUGUCACUCGACUGCAGUGUUUUCGGUUCUCCGCGACCCCAAAUUAGCUGGGAGAGGACGACAUCCAGUGAGCUUUUGUCCGACGCGAGGGUGUCUCAGAUGACCAACGGGACGUUACGCAUCACCGACGUGAGCCACGAGGACGCAGGAACCUACCUGUGUAGAGCCACGAACAAAAUAAGAAACACCAGUGUGUCCAUUACUGCACUGCUGGUGGUGCUGAACAAGACUCGGAUCGUGGCCCCUCUUUCUGACCACCAUAUGCAACGUGGAAGUUCGGUGCUCUGGCCGUGCAGGUACGAGGUGGACACUCGACUCCCCAAGCCUUUAAUCCAGUGGAGGAAAAAUGGACAAAAGAUCACAACGUCAUCCACAGAUGACAAAUACACAGUUUUUGAAAAUGGAUCGCUGAGGAUCACUGACAUCCAUAUUGACGAUGGCGGACACUACACGUGUGAGGUCAUCUCCAGAUUGGAUGUAGAUAAGAGCACUGGUACACUGACAGUGAUGGAUAAGCCCGACUCUCCACACUCACUGAAGCUGAAAGAGGAGACGAGUCGCAGCGUCACUCUUUCCUGGAUCCCCGGAAACGACAACAACAGCCCUGUGUUUGAGUUCGUGAUUGAGGUGCAAGAAACGCUACAAGCUGAGAUGGGAACCCAUAAGGAAAUGAAGCUCGUUCCUGCUGAAAUCCAUCACCUGGAGAUUCCUCUCCUUCCCUUCUGCACAUACCACUUCAAAGUAGCGGCCGUUAAUAAGAUCGGGGCCAGUAAAUUCAGCGAGCCAGCCGAGUCGUACACCACACCUGCUGCAGCACCUGACAUAACCCCGGUGAAGAUACGGACUGAAUCUACUGAUCCGGACAGCAUGGUCAUCACAUGGGAGGAGCUGGAGCCGAAGCAUUUUAACGGCCCAGAUUUUGGGUAUAAAGUGUUUUGGCGUGACUCAAGUGACCCUGAGAAGCCCUGGCAGUCUGCAAAUGUUUCUCGUCCUCCAUUUAUAGUGAACAAAACAGGUACCUUCACACCCUUCGAGAUCAAAGUGCAGGCUUUCAAUGAAGAAGGCGAAGGACCGAGUCCAGAGGCUGCCCUCGGCUACUCGGGAGAAGACAUCCCACUGGAUGCCCCAACAGAAAUAGACGUAAAACUGCUUAACGCCACAACAGUGUCCGUCAAAUGGGAGCCUGUCAGUAGAGAGUCUGUGCGUGGACAUCUUCGUGGCUACGUGAUGUACGUGAAGAGGCUGGGUCUCAGAGAGGACCAUGUCCACCAAAGGAAAGAGAAGCGAGAGCUAGCUACAGUGAGAGAGAUGGUGCAAGACAUGGGACAAGUCACCGAGACAGAGGAGGAAAGACGAAUGGUUUUCGACAAAGAGGACGCGGUUGUGAGCGGACUGGAGUUCUAUUCCAACUAUGAGCUGUCAAUCACAGCCUACAACAGCAAAGGGGAGGGGCCUCGGUCUAGUCCCACCAUUUUUAUCACAAGAGAGGGAGCACCUGGCCGUCCUUCAGACCUGAGAGCUGACAGCCCUUCGGAGACCGAGCUGACGCUGUUCUGGAAAAAACCCCACAAAAAAAACGGGGUCCUAAAAGGAUACAUCUUAAUGUACCAAGAGUUUGUGGCGAACGGUCCCAGCACGCUACAGAGGGUGGAGAUUGACGACCCGACAGCGACGCAGUACAACGUGGACAAACUGAAUGCGAAAAAUUACUACAUUUUCUCCCUGAAAGCUUUUACUGAUGCCGGGGAAGGAGAAGCCAUCCAAAUUAACGCCACCACCCUACUGGAUGGAGUUCCACCAACAUCUGUUAACGCGACAGUUGGAGAAACAUCUGUGAAUCUGAGCUGGGUUCCAGGAGAACGACAGCGAAACAUCAAGUUUACAGUGCAUUACCUGAGCAAGAACGGUCAUUGGGAGGAAUCAGAGCAGGUGAAUUCGACGCAGACAUUUUAUCAGCUGCAGGGACUGAAAGCAGGCACACCGUACCGCAUCGAAAUCCGACUCAACAACCUCACGUACUGGAUACAAGAGAUGGAGACCAUACCAUCAGCUGUAGUCGUGGAGAAGAACGGCUUUGCCACUAAGGCCUGGUUCAUCGGCCUCAUUAGCGCCUUAGUGCUGCUGCUGCUCCUCCUGCUCAUCCUCUGCUUCGUCAAAAAAAGAAAAGGGGGAAAAUAUUCAGUGAAGGAUAAAGAGGAAGGACAGAUGGACUCUGACGUGAAACCCAUGAAGGAUGAAGGGUUUGGAGAGUACAGCAGUGACAAUGACGAGAAGCGUUCGUUCAGCCAGCGCUCGCUGUGUCCCGACCUGAAGCGCGAGAGUGAUGACAGUCUGGUGGAGUACGGAGACAGCGUGGACAUCCAGUUCAACGAGGACGGCUCGUUCAUCGGGCAGUACAGCGGCCGCAGAGAAACGCAACAGUACGCGCACGGAGAUCACGAGAGCUCAGGGGUCCCGUCCCCGACCAACCCCAACACGCACCCUCCACCCAGCGGCAGCUUCCCCAACUCCAUCACCGGCAUCCUCGGGGGAAACUGAGACACGGCCAGACGACUCCGCUGUAUCACGAGAGAGACACUGAGAUCGACCCGACCUAGUACUGACCUAGUACUGACCUAUUCAUUCAUGAGUAAACAAAAGAUCAUUUAUUCUCUGAAUAGCAAGUUUCAUUUACAAAACAACAAAGACACAACGAGGACCGAAAAAUAUUUCAUCACUGCCGAUGACGUUUUUUUAAGCACACACAUGCUCAUACAAAGAAACACACACUCUCACACACACACACACACACACACACACACACACACACACUAAUCUAAAGGCCUGGAUAGACAGUUUGUCUCAAAUCCGUCAGUGACAUCACUAUAGGUAACCUGAGCCUAAACUUUUAAUUCAUGUUGCAUCCGCCCACUUUCUUCCUAUGUAGCCCUGUUGACUCAAACAUGUGGUCCAAAAACUGAAAUUUUCUUACUUGUGAGGUUUAUAACAACGUCUUACUUCUCACCUUGGACAUAAAGUACAUGCUAAAUUCAUGAUUUAUAAAAGAGUUGAUGAAACAUGAAAUUAAAAGAUGGAGCUAAUAAAUUAAUUAGGAGCAUGUCUCUAUAACAAGAUCUUUUUUCGUCCUUUUUGCCUUAAAUUGAGCAAUUUAAAACAAUUAGAUUUGUUUCUGUCCUGUGUUGUGCAACACACACACACUUUUAUAAUACACAUGCACAAUACAGUACCUUUUGCACCAGUUUUUAAACAUUCAUAUUGUCUUUAAUUAUAGUUAUGCAGGAGUAGUUUAAAUUAUUUAUUUUAAAUAACUCUUGACUAUCUGAAUUUAUUGCAGCUGGUUAACAUAAAUUAGUACUUGUUAAUUGCGGAAUUACAAAAUCUGCGCCUAAAAUAUACACGCUAUAAGAAAAAAGGAGGCCAUGAAACGAAUUACGAAUAAGGAAUAAAAAAAAAAAAAAAAAAAACAAGAAAAAAAAAUCUGUAUGCUGUAAAUGUUGUAUGACCAAUAAAUAAUGAAUAAAAACUGAAUUCACAGUCUAUGUUAUACUUACACUUCUCAUAAAUAUAAAGCUCUAGACAUCAGGUUAUAUACGUAGCUGACUUGUUCUAGCUGAGUACCAUUUGUGAGCCAAUGUGCAACUGUGCAUUAAAAUGUAGAAAUUGUGCCAUCGUCUGCCAACAUCGUCAUCUCUGCUUAUGGUUAUUGAUGACUAGGAGCAUUAUUUUAAAAGAUGCCCCACCUCCAAGUUGACCAUUAGUGUGACAUUUUUUUUAUUUUUUUGGUUUGUUUUACACAAUUCCAGUUUGAAAUACAUAAUGUCGGAUUUUAUUGACGGUUCCUGCAUGAGUAAAUCUCGUGCAUUUAUAACAGAAGAAUAUAUAUUUCCAAUGUUAAAAACUAAACAAAGCUGCUCAGAGGGAACAGGUGUUAAUUAACGAAGGGGCGUGGUCAGGGCGGAGCUGUGGCAUAAAUGAGAUUUGUGCAAGAUGUGAGACAAAAUUUUAUAACACUAUGUAACAAAAUCUCUUUGUGUGAGAAACAAAUCGGACGUGAGCUAAUUAGUUAAUUUCUAAAUUAAAUUAAGUCACAAAAGCAAAGUUUGCAUGUUAUAAUGGGUAUUUUUUCACACUUUUACAACAUAAACAAUUAAGGAAUAACACACACUAUCCAGAAACAAAAGUCAAAACACAAAUAACCAGCACGUGUGAAAUUGGGCUCGAUUAGUCUCUCAAGGCCUUCAGACAAAGACACGACGAACACAUACAACAUUCCAGAUAAGUGUUUACAAAUGCUGUCCUUCUUCUCUUCAGGUUUACAUCUGAGCCUGACAUUUAUUCCGUCCCUCGCUCUCAUACUAGCCUGUGUGUGCUUUCCAUCAUCUCCUCCCGUAAGGUUUCUCUUCCACUCUCGUCAACUCUAUCGAAGCUCGAAUUCAAUUAUGCAAAAUGUGUUGUAAUAAUUUCAUAGUAAUAAUCCAUACUAACAUACGAACUACAAAAUAGAGGUAAUUCUUUUUUUUUUUAAAUGGCGUACACUAUAUUAGCAUGCUGAUAUGGAGUGUAAUAGUGAAAUAACACACAAACAACAUACAAAAUUUGUCCAGCCGCUCAUUUGGAAUCUUACAAACGAAAACGGCGUUAUUUGUUUUUGUUACGUCUAAUCGUCUGAUCAUGUUUAUAAAUAAUCCAUUAUUUCCCAGAAAUCAUAAUCAGAGUCAGGGACUUAAAAGAAACCAGAGUGGUGAUGAUGUCUUAUAUGUCUUCGGGUUUUAACUACGUAUAUACGCUAUAUAUUUACAUUCUGUUUCGUGUCACAAUGAUCAUUUGUUUAAUGAGCAGGUAUCUUGUUUUUUUUGCACUAUAUCAUACUGUCAUUAUUAUUAUUAUUAUUAUUUUAAAUUUCUCAAAUUUGGUCAUGAUAUUUUUCACAUAAUUUUCAAUAUUUUUCAAUUAUUAUUUUUAAUGUACACACAAAUAAACCAGUGUUUAGUCAGGACAAUUUGAGUUCAAUCCAGUACUACAGCAGCAAAUGUAUGUAUCUUAUAUGCCUUUUUUAUUCUUUUUAUUCUUUUAUUUCAAAAUUUCAUAAGCAGACUUGUAUUACUUUACUUCUUUCGGAAAAUAUGUUUGCUAUCAAUUUAUAUAUUUUUUGUAAAGACUGUAUAAAAACUGCUUUAAAAAUAAGGGAAAAAUAGUCCUGGUUUAACUUGAACGACCAUAGACACACACACACACACACACACGUAUAUCAAGUCAAACCAGGACAAAGUGUUCCCUUAAUUUUCCCCUCAUCAUGCACAUAAUGAUCUGUAUUUUUUUUUUUUAUAUUUACAUUUAUGAACAAUUAUUCAGUCACGUUUGAUAUUAAUUCCAUCGUUAUAAUGAUAACAAUGAUGCCAUACUGUACCAUAGCAGCAUAUGUAUCUUAUAUGAUGCUUACAUGUAUGGUGUGUACUCGCCUGACUCGUGUUUGUGACCCUUCGCAUCUUAUUUUCGAACAAUUCCAGACUCGUAUAUUAUUAUGUGUAUCAUUACCGGUGUAUUGUCAUCGCUGGGUGUUCAGUCAUAUAUUUGUUGCUACUCGCUAUAAGGUAAAAUCUCCACACCCAGAAUCUGUGAUUUAUUUGCGUUCCUAUGAGCUCUGUUAGCCGCAGAUGCUAAGCGCAUGUACCCUGGCACUGCUAUGGCAAAUCUAUCUGUAAGGUUGUGCCUGUUUUCUUUCCCCUCCUAAUGCUGAAAUUUGAAUAUGAUGCCUUACAGAGCUAUGGCUCUUCUUUUCUUGUCUUUUUAUAUUCCCAUCUGUCUUUUUACUAUCUGUUUAUCUGAGAUAACGCCAAGCAUGUGUCACUAGGAAAUGUAGUUUAGCGAGGCAUGUGCCGAGAAUCGGUUGUGCGAUGUGUAUCGUGAUGUUUGAAGUUUCAGAAAUGAGCGUCACUCUGAAUGAGUUUCAUUUGGGAGAAAAUGUCGAAAUAGGUAGCUUUUUUUUUUUUUAAAAAAGAAAAGGAAAAAAAGCUCUAGACAAGUUAGCCUUGUAGCUUUUUAAUUGAAACAUCAAGUAGCUAACUGCUAGCUAUUGUGAAGUUUAAAAUGUGGACAAUACUCCCUCGAAUGAAGAAUUUCUUUACACAUUAUGAUUUGAUAAGAUUCUUAAAAACUGUCAUAUUUCCUUUUUUUAUUCACAGAAAUCGUUUUAGUCUUUACAUUUAACUAAACAGCAAAACGCCAUUAGGGACUUGGCUCGCUAGUUAUUUAAUCAAAAUUUUAUUACCAACAAUUACUAUACUUUUUUUUAACAUACCCCAUCUUGUCAUUUAUUCAUGAUUUUAUGAAACUAGCUAGGUAAUAUAGGUCAACUUGACAGAACAUGCUAGCUAGCUAGUUUUAUCUAGCUAGUCAUUUAUUUUAGCCAGCAUCCUUCUUGUUUCUAGAGCAAGGGUUAGGGUUGAAAAAAGCAAGGCUAAUGCAACCUCACCUGCAUGCACUGGGUGAGGUAAUGUUAGCUAGCAGGCUAGCUAGUUAUAAAAAGCAACAUGUAAUCGCCAACAGUCAAAUUUGUGCGCAUCAAAUACGACAAGUUUGUAUCUAUGCUAGGAUUAAAAUAAUCACGAGACAAGCUAAAAGUAAUGUAAAUGAUGAAGGAAAUCCCAAAUGAAACACAUCAGACGUUCGUUCGCGCUUAAAUCGCCGAGCAGUGAAAUUGUAAUAUCACGAUGAUAUCGUAAACUGUGAUAAUUAGUCGAUAACUUCGGUACCUGCCGAGCUGUAAGCCUAACGACAGGCUGCAGUAUUUUUUUGUUUGUUUGCUUGUUUGUUCGUUUAUUUUUACAUUUUCUUGCUAGCAUUUAGUGCAUUUAGUAGACGAGUUGCAAAGCAGACACCCAGAAAGAAUCAGCGAGGCUUUCUGAAUGUAAAUAAACAUUAAGAUCGUCAUUUAGCAUUUCACUACCUUUCUUUUUUUCCCUGGACUGAAUUUUUUUAUAUAAAUGUGCACUGUUCUUGUUUACUUCCUAUUUCGCAGGUUUGAUAAUAUGUUUAGAAGAGUAGGAAAUGGGAAUGCAAGCUUUUUUUUUUACUUAAUGAAAAACUUAAUCACGAAGCUUCGCUACUGUUUAUGUACAUUGUAAUAAAGAGUGUAAUGAAGUGAAAUAAAGUGAAGUGAAGGAACUCUUCCUGUAGGGGGGCGCUCUCAGGGCUGUUAGUUUGCUCACGUCUGUUUUUGUAAUUACAAAUGAGCAAAACCGCUGCAUAAAGUGUUUCCAUCCACCUGUUUUAAUGCUAAUUGUGGAUUUGCGCAUGAAUAAAAACACAACUUAACAUGUCA
This is a messenger RNA of Clarias gariepinus (North African catfish), 8928 nucleotides long. It is a transcript of the gene l1camb, whose product is annotated as L1 cell adhesion molecule, paralog b. Gene Ontology annotation, biological process: cell-cell adhesion; brain development. The transcript has 28 exons. The record is from RefSeq and is a predicted model, not a curated record. Gene Ontology annotation, molecular function: cell-cell adhesion mediator activity. Bases 273 to 4145 code for a protein of 1290 amino acids. Lineage: Eukaryota; Metazoa; Chordata; Actinopteri; Siluriformes; Clariidae.